This is a messenger RNA of Colletotrichum abscissum, 1083 nucleotides long. Its product is annotated as myb family transcription factor. Gene Ontology annotation, biological process: snRNA transcription by RNA polymerase II; snRNA transcription by RNA polymerase III. Gene Ontology annotation, cellular component: snRNA-activating protein complex. Gene Ontology annotation, molecular function: RNA polymerase III type 3 promoter sequence-specific DNA binding; RNA polymerase II cis-regulatory region sequence-specific DNA binding. The record is from RefSeq and is a predicted model, not a curated record. NCBI's taxonomy places the organism in Eukaryota, Fungi, Ascomycota, Sordariomycetes, Glomerellales, Glomerellaceae. The transcript is spliced from 4 exons. Bases 1 to 1083 code for a protein of 360 amino acids.
AUGUCAUUACCGGGCCGUACCAACAAGGACUGCCGCAAGCGGUGGGCAAAGAUCCAAGUCGAUAUUCGAAAAGGUGCUUGGACACAAGAAGAAGACGAGAGGUUGCAGAAGGCCGUGGUGCAACUCGGAUGGUCACAAGUAGGGGCCAUGGUUCAAAGUAGAAAUGCCGACCAAUGCGCGAAACGUUGGCAACAUGUAUUGGGACCCGACGUUAAGCAUUGUUCAUGGACCCCCGAGGAGGACAAGAAGUUGUUGGACGCGAUGGGCAAGUUUGGAAACAACUGGAAGCAGAUUGGUCUUACCGAGCUGCCGGAUCGUUCCACCCACGAUCUACGCAACAGGCAAACCCAUGACGAGGAAAUGGCCAGCAGUAGUCCUGACGUUAAUGAUGAGGACGAGAGUUGCGAGGGUGACGGUGACGACGGAUUUGAUGAAGGUUCCGAGUGCGAAAUGACCGACUCAAGCAGAAAUCAGAAGCAUCAGCUCGUGAUGGACAUGAGUCUCCUGUCCGAAGAACCAGUGGAGGCAACAGAACUCGGGCCCACGUCUACGAUCAUACCAGACUACCGUCACUCAGACACAUUCUUGGCAGUACCCGCUCUGGAGUUGCCAGGUACUACUUUCGACAUGUUCGACCCGAGCUGCAUAGGCACCUCAGAUCACUCAUCGGGGAAUUCGGCUAUUCAAACUCCGGAUAGCGAUUGGAUGUCUUGGCUCAAUUCGCUUGAGAAUGACACCUCAGUUUCGCUGGAAUCCCGGCCCUCAUGGUGGGAUGAAGGUCCCACUGAUCAAAGUUACUUUCAUGACUCCAGCUAUGGAAGUUUUGAUGUCAACACGGCUGGUAUUUCGGAUACUAUUCAUAUCUCAAGAGCAAGGAAACGUGUCAAAGGCGAGGCUUCUCCAAGAGCUUCUCUCGGGUCAGUGACUCGCGCUGAGAACCCAUCGAAGGACAAUGGACAGAUGGGUCUUGUCACUUUGUCUCUGGACCAAGUAGACCCGAUAAUCGCCAACGAGAUAAUAGGAAGCGUCAUGAAGCACAGCGCUGGUCUCAAGAUCAACUGUACCGUCAAUAAUCACCCAUAA